Molecule: messenger RNA, 1256 nt
Organism: Hyposmocoma kahamanoa
Lineage: Eukaryota; Metazoa; Arthropoda; Insecta; Lepidoptera; Cosmopterigidae
Product: probable pseudouridine-5'-phosphatase
Exons: 4
Coding region: 1-537 (178 amino acids)
Molecular function (GO): phosphatase activity
Source: RefSeq, a predicted model, not a curated record
AUGUCGCCCACGCUUGAGAUCAUUUUUGAGACUACCUGUGUACGGAGAGUGCACAGAGACAGAAUGCUCAGAGAUUUAGUUCGCACCGCUGUUUUGGAAACUCAUUAUUUCUGUUACCAAUCUCCAGGUGCAGAGCGCCUAAUUCGUCACCUAGACAAAACGAAAGUACCAUUCGCCUUGGCCACGUCAUCAAGCGAGCGAUCUGUCAAGACGAAAGUUGCAGCGCAUAAAGAACUUUUCGACCUGUUCCACCAUAAAGUAAUGGGAAGCACCGAUCCUGAGGUCAAAUUUGGGAAACCACACCCAGAUAUAUUUCUGGUUGCCGCUGCUAGGUUCCCUGAUAAGCCAGAACCAUCAAAGUGCCUGGUAUUCGAAGAUUCACCUCAUGGUGUCACGGCAGGCAUAAAGGCAGGCAUGCAAGUCGUGAUGGUCCCCGACCCGCAUCUAGACAAACGGCUCACUACCCACGCCACUAUUGUGUUGCCAACGCUAGCCAAGUUUCAACCGGAAAUGUUUGGGUUGCCAGCCUUUCAAUGAUCAAGGUGAUAUAAAAGUUAACAGUAGUAGUGCUUAUUUAUAUUCCCAUUUUGUAAAAAUGAAAACUUAUUUAAUUUGAAAAUCGUCUAAAAUCAACAUAAAAGUACAAAGUACUCCGGGCGCUCGUUCACUGCGAGCAUUCACUUGUAAUGUAACAGUUCAAAUUCGCAUUACAGCGAUGACGGAGGAGAACCGAACAUUCGUUGCGCAACCUGUUAUGAUACAACUUUAUGUAACAUCUGUUUUCAAGUCUACAUAAGUUACGUUUCUGGCUCUUGCGGGUACUCAAAGGCACUCCUGACUCUCGCAGGCACGUAAAGGCACUUCUAGCCCUCGUAGGCACUCGCGGGUACACGUGGACACUCCUGGCUCUCGCGGGCACUCAAAGGCACUCGCGGGCUGUCGCAGGCAUUCAAAGGCACUCGCGGGCUCUCACAGGCACGCAAAGGCACUCGCGGGUACUCCUGGCUCUCGAGGGUACUCGCGAGCACUCCUGGCUCUCGAGGGUACUCGCGAGCACUUCUGGCUCUCGCAGGCAGUCAAAGGCACUCGCGGACUCUCGCAGGCAUUAAAAGGCACACGCGGGCUCACCUGGCUCACGCGGGCACUCAAGGGCACUCGCGGGCUCUCACAGGCACGCAAAGGCACUCGCGGACUCUCGCAAGCAUUAAAAGGUACUCGCGGGCUCACCUGGCUCACGCGGGCACUCAAAGGCACUC